UUUAAGAAUCACUAAGCACUCCAUACGUGGCAAUUUUGUAUUAGCUAUUCAAAAGGGAAAAAAAUCUCAUCUCUCUCUUCCGUUCUUCUUUCUCUUUUUGCCAAGAACACGUAAAAGAGUUGAAGCUGUUCGUCGUGCUGAUGGAAGCGCUUUUGAGAAAUGUGAAGAAUGUAGAGUUAUGAUCGCGAUUACUCUGUUUGAUAUGCACGAGUGCGGAGAGAAAGGAAGGGAAGUGAAGAGAUUCAAUUGCAUUUCGAGUGGAAAGAUCGAUGAUGAUAUAUCGAAACCAAGCUUUGAAGAUGAACCUAGAUCACCUUUUGUCUUCUUCUUAGAGGAUUUUAGGAAAAGCUACGAUGGGAACAUGGUUGAUGCUAGCAGAAUAUGUUUCAUUGUGUGGAAGAACAUGUCAGAAGAGGUGAUUUCUCGAUGUGUUAAACACGGACUAUCUCUACCGGUGUUCAAGAAUCUGGUUGGCUUAUCUUUUCGGGGUGACAACAAACGAUGCUGGAAUCUGCUGCCUUACCUUAUUUUCCUUCCUUCAUGUUUCAGGCCCUAUUGAAGAAGACGCUGGCUUGAGAGAUUUAAUCAGCUGGCUUCCUGAAGAGGUUCUAGGCAGCACCUUGUCCUUACUUCCGACGAAACAAGCCGCAUCAACAUCUGUACUUGCUAAAAAGUGGAGGCAUGUGUGAUGAUGGUAAUAUAUUGCAAACUCAUGGCGCUCGUUGGAGCUGCAGCAUCCAAGUGCUAGACCGAUUUCGUUUCUUACUUCUAGCUAGACUUUCAUCAUAAACUUUUGUUUUUGUUAAACGUAGGCAAGAUCAUGAUGUGAAUCACUCAGUGUGCUAGUUUGCACCACUUACAAAUCAUGGCAAAACUACUUUACUACAGUUAAUUAUGUUCAAAUACAUUAUUUAGUUUAAAACCAUUUCUCUUU
Brassica napus (rape) is the source of this 934-nucleotide messenger RNA. RefSeq lists its product as uncharacterized. The transcript is spliced from 4 exons. Bases 179 to 559 code for a protein of 126 amino acids. The record is from RefSeq and is a predicted model, not a curated record. NCBI's taxonomy places the organism in Eukaryota, Viridiplantae, Streptophyta, Magnoliopsida, Brassicales, Brassicaceae.